AUGACUGCUGUAAAGUCUUGGUCUAUCCUUUUGGGGAAAUUUCCUGACUUUUGGGUGCAUCGUGCAGGUCCACACAAGCAGAUUUACUAUGAGCCUAGGGAAGUAAAAGCUGCAAUAGUUACUUGUGGAGGCCUAUGUCCUAGUCUAAAUGAUGUUAUUAGACAGAUAGUAUUUACUCUUGAAAAGUAUGGGGUUAAAAAUAUAGUCGGAAUACCAUUUGGCUAUCGUGGAUUCUUUGAUGAAAGAUUGUCAGAGAUGCCUCUUUCCCGUCGAGUGGUGCAGAACUUAAAUCUAAAUGGCGGAAGUUUUUCGGGUGUUUCGCGUGGAGGUGGUAAGGUUGAUGAGAUUGUGGAUAGCAUUCAGGUAUUUUGGGUGCAAAGGAAAAAUGGGAUCAAAUGAUAAAGAUGCGAGCAGAUACCACUCAACUUGGUGGAACUCG
This is a messenger RNA of Asparagus officinalis (garden asparagus), 439 nucleotides long. RefSeq names its product ATP-dependent 6-phosphofructokinase 5, chloroplastic-like. The record is from RefSeq and is a predicted model, not a curated record. Gene Ontology annotation, cellular component: cytoplasm. Gene Ontology annotation, biological process: glycolytic process. Gene Ontology annotation, molecular function: 6-phosphofructokinase activity. The transcript is spliced from 5 exons. NCBI's taxonomy places the organism in Eukaryota, Viridiplantae, Streptophyta, Magnoliopsida, Asparagales, Asparagaceae. Bases 1 to 399 code for a protein of 132 amino acids.